AUGGCGGCCCGGGUAGUGCUGGACGAGUUCACGGCGCCCGCCGAGAAGGCGGCCCUGCUGGAGCGGAGCCGCGGGCGCAUCGAGGCUCUGUUCGGCGUGGGCCUGGCGGUGCUCGGCGCCCUCGGGGCAGAGGAGCCGCUGCCCGCGCGCAUCUGGCUGCAGCUCCGCGGCGCCCAGGAGGCGGUGCACAGCGCCAAGGAGUAUAUCAAGGGGCUCUGCGAGCCUGAGCUGGAGGAAAGGGAGCGCUACCCCAAGGCCAUGCACUGCAUUUUUGUUGGGGCACAGAGCCUCUUUUUGAAGAGCUUGAUUCAGGAUACUUGUGCUGACCUCUGCGUUUUAGAUACUGGGCUUCUUGGCAUCCGAGGAAGUGCCGAGGCUGUGGUCAUGGCCAGGAGUCACAUUCAGCAGUUUGUAAAACUCUUUGAGAAUAACGAGAACCUCCCCAGUAAUCAGAGAGAGUCGGAAAUCAAACGGGAAUUCAGACAGUUUGUCGAAGCCCAUGCAGACAGUUACACAAUGGACCUGUUGAUUCUGCCUACUUCCUUGAAGAAGGAACUACUGAGUCUCACCCAGGGGGAAGAGAAUCUGUUUGAAACAGGAGAUGAUGAUGUCAUUACUGUUGGAGACGUGCGGCCACCAGAGUUCACACAGAGUGCUGCCACAGGACCGAGUAUUGCUAGAGAUGAAAUUAUUGUACAGGAAGAUUCCAGAAAUAAAGCGAGGACCCCUGUUUCUGAGCUUACAAAACAAAUGAACACAGUCUUUUCUAGUUCACCAGAUGUGCUUUUUGUUCCAGUGAAUGGUCUAAGUCCAGAUGAAGAUGCUGUUUCCAAAGACAGAGUUUGUCACAAGAGGAGGUCUUCUGAUACGGAAGAAAGGCAUACCAAGAAGCAGUUUUCCUUAGAGAAUGUUCCAGAAGGGGAGCUUUUGCAAGAUGAUAAGGCAUCAGCUGGAAGUGAAGUCAUCGACCUGUCUGAUCCUGCUACGAACUCUACAAAUCUAAGCCCUGAUGGAAAAGACACUACAGAAGAAAUGGAAUACAAUAUCCUUGUUAACUUCUUUAAAACCAUGGGCUAUUCCCAAGAGAUUGUUGAAAAGGUCAUUAAGGAGUAUGGGCCUUCUACAGAACCAUUAUUGCUCUUAGAAGAAAUUGAAAAAGAAAAUAAAAGGCUCCAAGAAGACAGAGACUUUCCACCUUGCACUGUGUAUCCAGAGGCCAGUCAGAGCAGAAGUGCAGGAGUUGGGAGUACCACAAAUGAACUCACAGCAGAUUCCACUCCAAAGAAAACACAGAGUUCCACAGAGCAAAAUAUGGUGGAACGAUUCUCUCAGUUACCAUUCAAAGACUCUAAACAGUGUACCUCAAACUGCAGAAUUAAUUCUUUCAGAACAGUGCCAGCGGGACAGAAACAUGAGAUCUGGGGCUCAAAGCAGAACUCAGGUUGUCCUGUAGACCUGGAGACCGAUGGCCCCUCGGUCUCUGCUGCCUCUGCCAGCCCUAAAGAUGUCAGUUUUGUUUCAAGGGGAGCUGUAGGGCACCAACAGAGAAACCCAGCUUUUCCUGAAAAUGGUUUUCAACAUCAAGCAGAACCUUUGCUUCUAAAUAAUAUGAAGCCUGCCUCUGAAAAGCGUUCUGGCUGCUCUAGCUCUCCUCAGCCUAAGCCAAAUUAUCCUCCACUUUCUCCACCACUGCCGCUGCCCCAGCUGCCACCUUCAGUUCCUGAGGCUCGAUUCGGGGGAUCCUCCGAUCAUAUCGAUUCCUCAGUUACGGGGGUUCAAAGGUUUCGAGACACCUUAAAAAUACCUUACAAGCUGGAACUAAAAAAUGAACCAGGAAGAGCAGAUUUGAAGCAUAUUGUUAUUGAUGGGAGUAAUGUUGCAAUUACCCAUGGUCUGAAGAAGUUCUUUAGUUGCCGUGGAAUAGCGAUUGCAGUUGAGUAUUUCUGGAAGCUCGGCAACAGAAACAUCACCGUGUUUGUCCCGCAGUGGAGAACGAGACGGGAUCCCAAUAUCACAGAACAGCACUUCUUAACCCAGCUCCAGGAGCUUGGAAUAUUAUCUUUAACUCCUGCCCGGAUGGUCUUUGGAGAAAGAAUUGCUUCUCAUGAUGACAGGUUCCUUCUUCACUUAGCGGACAAGACUGGGGGUAUAAUUGUGACAAACGAUAACUUCAGAGAGUUCGUGACUGAGUCAGUGUCCUGGAGAGAAAUUAUUACAAAAAGACUGCUUCAGUACACGUUCGUGGGGGACAUAUUUAUGGUUCCUGAUGACCCUCUGGGAAGAAACGGACCUCGGCUAGAAGAAUUUCUUCGAAAGGAGGUCUUUCUUAGAGACAUGCAGCCGCUCCUCAGUGCCCUGCCAAGUGUGGGCACGUUUGACCCUGGCUUCCGGGGUCCUAGCACCCAGGUAGCCAACACCAGCCACCAGCCUCCACCCCGGAUCCAGGCCUCUUCAAGCCCUUGGCUUCCUCAGCAGCCCCACUUCACACCCCUGACCACCCUUCCCAAUAUGCAGCAGAACCUUCCCAUGCCAGCACAGAGAUCUUCUGCAGAGACCAGCGAGCUGAGGGAGGCACUGCUGAAGAUCUUCCCUGACUCUGAGCAGAAACUGAAGAUCGAUCAGAUCCUGCUAGCUCACCCGUACAUGAAAGACCUGAAUGCCCUGUCUGCCCUGGUGUUGGACUGACGGCUGGACUAGAGCCCACUGAUGACGGGGAAACGAGGGAGCCGCCAACUGUGGGAAGUACUGUAAUGUGAAGAAGCCUUCCCAGAAAACAUUGCUGUGUUGUAUAGAAAAAGGAGGGAGAUGUUUUGUGUAUACAAAAAUCUGGGUUUUCAAAGCCAGCUUUUUUCUAUAUAUAAAUUAUGCUGCUAUUACAGAUUUAACAUUUUCUGUAAAAGGAAAGUACAUUUUCUGCCUGUUCAGAACUGUUUAAUAGCAGUUACUCUUGAGUGUAUUUUCAAUUUUAUGUUUUUUAAACUAUUUUCCUUAAAGCAGAAGAAAAAUUGACAAAUAAAUAUGGUUCGCCUUUCUAAAUAAAAUUUAAAAAAAAAAUAAGAAAAAAAAGGAGUUGCUUCCUUAAGGAAAGCAAGACUUCUUAAAGUCUAUUUUCUUGAGGUAAUCUGUCCUGUCCACUAAACAUGGCGUGUGCCCCCCUCCUUUAUCCCUAGAGUUGGCCUGCUCUGCUCUUGUGGGGCUUCCUCAGUGAGCCAUUGUGAGAGUGGGGAAGUGGAGCCACUAGAUGGCACCUGACGUCUGGGCUGGCACCAAUGGCCAGAGUCAGACUCUGAAGAGCAGGUGGGAAGUCUUAGAGGCGGUAUGGCCCCACCUUCCUUCCCCUCCGCUGGACAGAGAAGGGAACUGAGUCCCAGCAUACUCCCUGGCUGGCGUAGCACCGCAGUACACUCACCAGCCAUGGCCACCAUGCUCCCAACCUGGCUCCACAGCUACCUUAGCCUCAGAAGGCAAGGUAGGCGCUGAAGCCUCUGGUGAGGAGACCCCCCCAUGUGGAGUUUGUACAGCUUUGCCAAAAAGUUUUCUAUUCUCAAGGAUGACCCAAGCCAAUAAAUAGCAUUAGUAGUUUCAGAGGGGGCAUCCAAGCCCUGUAGUUCCCUUCUUUUGUCUCCUUAGUGGCUCCUUAGCAGCUCUCCUGAGUCUUUCAGAACCAGUUAUCUCAGUAUUGUCCUUUCUCAGUGUAGCUUGAAGUCUGUGUCUGUGAAACUCUUCCUGGUCAUUCUUAGCGUCUUGACUCUCACCUGGACCUUCAAAGGGCUUUGCGUUUCCCAUCCAUGCUGUCUCCAGGCCCUCGUGGUUAAAUUCACUGCCCUGUGGUUUGUCUUUCUCCCGGUCCCACAAGUAACCGAGGACUUGGUGCUGGUUUGUUAUCCGUGGUGCAGGGACUGUGUAGAUCACAGAAUGCUGCCACCAUGCUGUGUCUUGGUUCAUUGAUCCCUGCAUCCCACAGGAAAUGAAUACAGAGCCUUCUAGGUGGCCAUACUUAUAUAUUCUCUCCUGAAUUUGUUGGUGAUCCAGCCUGCUGGGGAGCUGUUUGUCAUUUGUCACUAGGGGUUUUCAGACCUGCAGGCUGUGCAAGUAGAGAACAGAGACUUCUAGCCAGCCCCAGGAGUUGAUCCACCACAGCUCCCCACCCUGUGCCACAGCUUGGGAGCACAGCAAAGGUCCCAAGGCAGAGCUGUCUCCAGGGCUUCCUUGGUCUGGUCAAUCCCAGUCCAGCAUUGCUGAAAACCAGGAGAGCCAGGAUGCUGGCAGGGAGGAGCACAGGCUUUCAAAGGCCCUGCAGUCAGCCUGAGCUUUGAGUUGUGUGUGCUUCUGUGUUUUUAGUAUUGUUUCUGAGAGAUACCUACCCAUCUUCCCUUGUUCCAUAUAGGAGGGAAGAAAAAGCUGGAGGAAACCAAAAGGCAUUAAUUACUUUGUAGAUUAUAAUGUGAAAUAUAAUUCUAGAUUCUUUGUGAAAUCUGUCACAUUUAGGUAUCACAUUUACAGCCCAGUUAUCCAGCCACUGAAGAAAGCUCACAACUUGCUUCUUUGCCUCAUCCAAAGCUCUGUUGCUGCUAGGUGCUUGUAGAUGCUUGACCUCCUUCCAGUGCCUCCUCAUUGAGUUCCUUGGGAUUCCUCCCUCUGUGGAGUGCCUCUGCCUCCUGUGUAUCCUGACAUUUGGGUGAGGUGGCCAGCACAGCUAAGGCUGACACCUUUGGUCAUUUGACGAGGUGUCUGGUGGAGUGUGUUUGUGUGUGUGUGUGUGUGUUAGGCUCAGCUGUAUUGCUAGGACUUGCUUUAAGACAUGAAAGAGAACGCCACCUCUCCUUGCCAGUCCCAAGUACCUAGCCCUCCCCCUGGGAGGGACAUCUGCUGCAGGCAGACCCUCAGCACCAGGCUCACCCAGGUUCUGCCUGCUUCCCACACCUCCCCAGUGCUGUCCCUCCUCAGCAUUCUGAGCCACCUCAGCUGGGUCCAUCAGUUGCACUGCUCUCCUGCACUGUUACUUGGUUCCUCCGAUCCCUGUAGUUAAAAUGCCUCGUUCUGCUUCUAAGGCUUCACUCUGCCUUCCCACUUUUCCCCUCCCCAGUCUGGAAACUGGGCUUCUGCCCACCACAUGGGAGUAACCUGGGAAAUCACUGCUUGCCAUUUUCCUUGUUAAUGGAGUAGCUACAGACAGCAAAGCCACUGGCCUUACUCUCUUUGAUGUCCUUCUUGAAGCCCUCUAUUCCUUUCUUCUCCUUACUGGACUAUCCUUAAUACAGUUUCUCAGCAGGUGGUUCUCAAGCUGAACCACCCUUAGGGCUCACAGUGAAAAGGGCAGCCCCUGCUAAAAGGCAGGCUGUCAGUCACCACCCUGAUGGGUGGACUCAGUGCUCUAGAGGAAAGCCUGGAGGCUUGUCACUGCCACACGCCCUGAGUUGCUGUGGUAGGUGGUCUUGAACUGGAUUUACGUAGGAGUCACCACUCUCCUAACUCUCCCCUCCACUCUAGUUCUCUAGCCCUCUGGGAUCCUGCCUCCCAGAACCUCGGCCUACAGCCUGCCAUUUCUCACCUAACCCUGAGGUCCCAUGUAUCUAUCCUUCUUGGCCCUUGGCUUGCUACUGCCCAUCACUUGUUCCCACAAUCCUCCAUGACACUGGUUCCUCAUUGCUUACCUUACAGCUCUUCCCUCUCCCUAAUUCCGGGGGACUCCAAGUUCAUCUUCUAGAGUUCAUCUUUUGCAUCAUCCUCUUCCUCUGUGAUCUCUAGCUGCAACCAGAGCAUCAAGUUCCUACCCUCUGAGCCUCGUGUCCACGGCUACUGCCCCAUGGCCAUACUCGACAGUCUUUCUAUCUUUCGCCAUGAUCCUCACUCCAGCUACCCAGAUCUAGGUUCCCCAUGAGCCCUGUUCAUGUUUAUUCCUCUUCCAGAAAUGCCCUUCUGCCCUACAGCCUGCCUCCUCAAAGGCCCAGCCCUGAGUUCUCUUUGUGUUCUGAGCAGAAGCAGCCCCAUGCUAUUCUGUAGCCCCACAGCACUUGGUGUCUCGCUUCUGGUUCUUACCACUCUGGCAGGUGUAGCUGCAGCCAACUGUGUACUGUGUUGCCUCCCUCUAGACUGUGAGCUCCUCGUGGGCAGGGACCAUAUGGUCACUCUGUAUCUCUUGUGGCACCUAACAGUGCCUUGCACUUGGUAGGUGCUCAAUAAAUGUCUGUUCAAGUAA
This is a messenger RNA of Grammomys surdaster, 6199 nucleotides long. RefSeq names its product NEDD4 binding protein 1 (gene N4bp1). Gene Ontology annotation, molecular function: RNA binding. The record is from RefSeq and is a predicted model, not a curated record. Gene Ontology annotation, cellular component: nucleus; PML body. Gene Ontology annotation, biological process: negative regulation of proteasomal ubiquitin-dependent protein catabolic process; negative regulation of protein ubiquitination. The transcript is spliced from 7 exons. NCBI's taxonomy places the organism in Eukaryota, Metazoa, Chordata, Mammalia, Rodentia, Muridae. The coding region runs from base 1 to 2685 and encodes 894 amino acids.